CCCCCCUUUCAUUUGGAUAUGGUAUAUCCGGUAAUGGCUGCCCCUUUCCAGAGAUAGAUAUUUUGUCAGACAAUAUGAGCGAGCUGAAGGACUGCCCACCACUUAAAUAUUAUGACUUCAAGCCUGUGGAGCAUACCAAGGUGUGUCCGCGAUACACAGCGGUUCUUGGACGUUCAGAAGAUGAUGGAAUUGGCAUAGAAGAACUAGACACACUCCAGUUGGAGCUGGAGACCCUUCUCUCCUCGGCGAGUCGACGUCUUCGAGCAUUGGAAGAACAGAGACAGAUUUUGACAGACUGGCAGGAUAAAAAAGGAGACAAGAGGUUUUUGAAGCUGAAAGAUGCAGACCUCUCUGUUACCAAUAGGCAUUCAAAGCCUAAGAAGCAGAAGCUUGAUGGAAAGGGAAGCCAUGGCCCAGGUCCUGGUCCUGGUCGACCAAAAUCGAAGAACUUGCAGCCCAAAGUGCAAGAGUAUGAGUUCAGUGAAGAUCCACAAGAGAUUCCACGCAAUCCCAAAAAUGAUGCUCCUAACCGGUUUUGGGCCUCAGUGGAGCCAUACUGUGCUGAUAUAACCAAUGAAGAAAUACGGGUUCUGGAAGAACUACUUAAGCCUCCAGAUGAUGAGGCUGAAUAUUACAAGGUCCCUGCCUUGGGUAAGCACUAUUCACAGCGCUGGGCACAGGAGGAUCUCCUGGAGGAGCAAAGGGAAGGAGCCAGAGCCAACGACAAAAAGAAGAGCAUGCAAGGGCCGCUCUCUGAGCUUGAUGCCAAAGAUGUAGAUGCCCUGAUAAAAAAGUCAGAGUCCCAGCAUGACCCUCCUGAGGAUGGCUGUCCCUUUGGUCCUCUCACUCAACGACUACUCCAGGCACUGGUUGAGGAGAACAUCAUAUCCCCGAUGGAGGACUCUCCAAUUCCAGACAUUCCAGGGAAGGAUGAUGGGGCAGGCACCUCGCCACGCAGUCAGGGGAAAGCCUUUAGUGUUCCCCACACCCGCUCUCUUGAAGCUCGAAUCAAGGAUGAGCUCAUCUCCCAGGGGCUUCUAGACUCAGAGGAACGGCAGGGAGUCGGUGGGGACGCAGAAGAUGAGGUGCUCGCUGAGCUGCACAAGAGACAAGCAGAACUCAAGGCCCUGAGUGGCCAUAACCGCUCCCGCAAGCAGGAGCUCCUGAGGUUGGCUCGGGAGGAGAUGCGCAAACAGGAGCUAAGACAGCGGGUCCGAGUGGCUGAUAAUGAAGUCAUGGAAGGAUUCCGUCGGAUCAUGGCCGCCAGGCAGAAGAAACGCACACCUACGAAGAAAGAAAAGGACCAGGCCUGGAAAGCCCUGAAGGAGAGAGAGAGCAUACUCAAACUGCUUGAUGGCUAGAGUUGCAUCUCAGUGGCUUGACAUUAGUGUUGUACUAAUGAAUCAGCCCAUCAACUCCUGAAACUACACUACUGUGACUGAUCAUAUCAUGCCUCUGCCACCUUUGGGUGCCAAUCAUUGUUACCACAUUUUGCCUUUUUAUACAGCCCGCAGUACCAAGUUAAUACCAGCAACAUGAUGUUUGAAUGAUUUUCUGGUGGUUCAUACGCGAAAUCUGAAAGUGCAUGUGUAAGUCAAAUUUGACGUGUCUGAAUGCAUUUGACUUGACAGCAGAACAUAAGUAUUAAACAGGUCGUUCUGGCAGGGAAUUAUACAUUUGUUUAAUUUGUGGUACUCCAUUGUGUUAAUUGUUGCUUCCUUAUGAGACUGAAGAAGUGAUGUAGUUUUAUGUCAUAGAUAUUAUUUGGCUAAAUGACUUAUAGCCUAGUUUUUUAUGUCAUGGUUUGUGUAUUGUAUGGAAAACAUAUGGGAAUUUGAAUACAUAAAUACGUAAAAGAAUUAAAGAAAAAACAUUCCAAGAC
Molecule: messenger RNA, 1882 nt
Organism: Sardina pilchardus (European sardine)
Lineage: Eukaryota; Metazoa; Chordata; Actinopteri; Clupeiformes; Clupeidae
Gene: tada3l
Product: transcriptional adaptor 3 (NGG1 homolog, yeast)-like
Exons: 9
Coding region: 75-1361 (428 amino acids)
Biological process (GO): regulation of transcription by RNA polymerase II
Cellular component (GO): SAGA complex
Molecular function (GO): transcription coactivator activity
Source: RefSeq, a predicted model, not a curated record